UUGGCGGGUCGGUUCGUCUAUACGAGAGCUGUCAUUUGUGUCGCUAAUUUUGUUCAUUGUGUGUAGUAAAUUGGUGCUAUCGUGUUAAAAACAAUUAAAUCGAUCAAAGUAUUUUUAUGAAGAAGAAACACAAUAAUCGCAUAAGUGCAACGUGAGCUAUAAAUCCAAAACGAAAUGGCAAACAGAACUGGAACAGCCCAACGACCAAACGGCUCGACACAGGGCAAAAUCUGUCAGUUCAAACUGGUCCUACUCGGCGAAUCGGCCGUCGGUAAAUCCAGCCUCGUCUUGAGGUUUGUCAAAGGGCAGUUCCACGAGUACCAGGAGAGUACCAUCGGGGCCGCUUUCCUCACACAGACCGUUUGCCUCGACGAUACCACGGUUAAAUUCGAAAUAUGGGACACCGCUGGGCAGGAAAGGUAUCACAGUCUGGCCCCGAUGUACUACCGAGGAGCGCAGGCAGCUAUUGUGGUGUACGACAUCACCAAUCAAGACACGUUCGGCAGAGCAAAGACGUGGGUGAAGGAGCUGCAGAGGCAAGCGAGUCCGACUAUCGUGAUCGCGUUAGCAGGAAACAAACAGGAUUUGGCCAACAAGAGGAUGGUCGAAUUCGAGGAGGCCCAGACGUACGCCGAUGAAAACGGGCUGUUGUUCAUGGAAACGUCGGCGAAGACGGCGAUGAAUGUCAACGAUAUUUUCUUGGCGAUAGCUAAGAAACUCCCCAAAAACGAACAGGCGACGGCCCAAGGCGGCAGCGGCCAAGGCAGGAGACUGGCAGAAGGCGACACGGGUGCCAAAGCCGCGGGAAAUUGCUGCAAGUGAUGCCCUCCCCCACCACCACCGUUCGGGUUUGUGUCUUUAAUUCAGCGAGAUGGACUGGACUGUGCUGUUGCACUUUAGUGAUACAUAAGUGUAAUAAUAAGCCCUUUUAUUAAUACUGUUAUAACACUCAUACAAAAGUACACUGUCACUUGUUAGGAUCAGAUCCUAAACGGUUUGGUUGCAUUUCCGUCUUUUUUUACGAUUCUAUUUUAUUUAUAGCAAGUUGAAACUACUAAAAAGCUCUUGUGAUAAUGGCGUUUUUUUCUUUGACAGUGUAGAAUUGGAUUGACGAAAUUAUAGCACUCCAAAUUUUCUUCUUGUUCUGGUCGAUUUUAUUGGUUUCUUCUUAAUUCAGUAAGUGCAAUUAUCGUUAAGUCACCGCUUUCGGCAGAUUUUGUCAAUCUAAUUUGUGUAAGAUUUCUAAGGCGAUUUAAAAUUUACACAAGACACGUGUAAGUUGUAAAUCUCGUUUUGUGUGUCUUUUAAAUGUUUUUCAAAUUAUCUAAGUAUGUUUCACAACACUUUCCGAGUCCACGGUAAAAGAAAUUUGACAGUCGCCGCGUUGUUUUGAAAUGUACUUUCCCAAAAUGAUGCAUGACUGGUAUUUUAAUGAUUUUAGUGUAUGGAACUUUUUUUAAAGAGGAAAUUAGCGAAACCGCUCAUAAGUAUAAGGGUAGGUCAUGUAUCAUCCAGUCUCGCGCUCUAUACAGACUUGUAUUAACGACCAAGUCUUCAUCGACCCCUGAGACUCUUAGUCCUACAUUCGUAUAUAUAUAAUUUAGUAGAUGUACAAUGUAGUAAGGUGGUUGUACAGAUUUUAAAAAUGAGGAAACUAAUAUCGUCUGGUAUGGAUGUCUCUUUAUCCAUGAGUAUCACUGUAUUAUAUUUGAAUAUAUUAAUUAAAUUUA
Zophobas morio is the source of this 1730-nucleotide messenger RNA. It is a transcript of the gene Rab5, whose product is annotated as ras-related protein Rab-5B. The transcript is spliced from 4 exons. Lineage: Eukaryota; Metazoa; Arthropoda; Insecta; Coleoptera; Tenebrionidae. Gene Ontology annotation, molecular function: GTP binding; GTPase activity. The record is from RefSeq and is a predicted model, not a curated record. Gene Ontology annotation, cellular component: endosome; Golgi apparatus. Bases 175 to 822 code for a protein of 215 amino acids.